GGGAAAGACGGCGCACAGCCACGGGCGAGAACUGACUCUUGAACAAGAAAAUCGAUAUGGCUUUACGAAAAUUGAUUUUUCGCGUCUAUGCAUUGAACAGCACACCUCAUUCUGUAAAGGUUUUGAAUACUCAUAUGUCUGCCUUUAGUGUAUUGAGUCCUAACACCGACUUGAGAGUAAAACAUGACCGACACAACCUCUGCUUUUCUAUCAACCUGGACGGCGAAGGAUAUCAGGAUAGCGCGGUUCUGCGCUACAAAUUUACGAGCAAGAAGGAGGUAGACCUACUGUCAACUUAUGUACCAGAGUCUUUCAGGGGCAAAGGUGUUGCAGCUCUUCUGUCAAAGGCUGCCAUGGAUUUUCUGGUGGAAGAAAACCUCAAGGCCCAUAUAUCUUGUUGGUAUAUUAAGAAAUAUGUUGAGGAAACCCCACUUCUUUGUUAUAAGGAUCUUAUUAUAUUCUGAAUAAGCUGCAUCCUUGAUGAAUUGUGGUUGGAAAGAAUGGUAAUUGUAAAAAUACAAAAUACUUAAAAAUAAUGUAUUCAGUAUAUACAGUACUAGUCAAAAGU
Molecule: messenger RNA, 568 nt
Organism: Salvelinus namaycush (lake trout)
Lineage: Eukaryota; Metazoa; Chordata; Actinopteri; Salmoniformes; Salmonidae
Product: protein NATD1-like
Exons: 3
Coding region: 57-464 (135 amino acids)
Source: RefSeq, a predicted model, not a curated record